AUGCUCGUCAACAACACGUCGGUGCUGUCUGAAAGAGAGAAACGCUACAGUGACGUGCUCACGGCGUAUGAAUACAACACCUACUUCCGGCAAACGUUCAGCACUGCCUGGCUGUUCAUCACCGGAAGUGGCAUCAUUCUGAACAGCGUGAGCAUCCAAGCGUUCUUUACCAUGGGUCUGAAGGACUCCGUGACCACCUCCAUGUUCUAUCAGUCCGUCGCAGACUUGGGCUUUGUGCUAGCCGCCUUCAUCCAAGCUUUAGCGUUUGUCGUAAGAAUUUUUGAUGUGAGGGACACAACAAUUCUGACCCUUGACCCGUUCCUUAUUCUAGCAUAUUUCGCUAACAUAAGGCAGAUCUUUUACAGCGUCGCCAUCCUAACAACCACUUUCAUAGCCGUGGCCAGAUGUAUGUGUGUUUACAUGCCUCUGAAAUUCAAAGGUAUGUUUACAAUCAAACGCACGGUAGCUACACUGUCAGGUUUUACGAUAUUCGCUUUCCUGAACCACUUCCCAACCGUACUGACCUUGCAAGUUGUUUCGAAAGGGCAGAACGUUACGAGAAUCGGCGUCAAAUUCAGCAAAGCAUACAGGCUGGCUACAGAUAUUGAGCUUCUGACCAGCGAUGGGAUUCUGUCAUCAGCCACAGAAGUCAUCGGAGUUAUUUGCUUCACUGUGUUGGUCAGAUGUCUUCAGAACUCCUCCAAACAGCGGAGGGUAAUGAGAGCGCCAUUUUCUCCUGGUGAUCACGUGAUACCAAACGGUGACUCAACAGCGACAAAAGCCAUUUCCCUGAGCGGGAAAGAACUACAGGUUGUGAGGCAGGUGGCGCUUCUGUGUGCUAUUUAUAUCUUUUGCAACAUUCCAAACGUCGGGGUCGCAGUGUCCAGAUUGAUCAUACCUGGGUUUCACCUGGGAGGGGGCCUCAACUUCCUCUACUCCAUGGUCGUCAGUCUGCGAGUUUUGUUCGACUGUCUCAACAGUUCCGUUAACUUCUUCGUCUACUAUAAGUACAACUCUAAGUUCCGAGGUGCGCUUUGCGGUGAAGGGAAGGGAAAAGCUGAAACACGUAAAACAGUAAUCUCCCACGGCACCCAGUGUAAGGGAGGGGGGAAGGGGGUGGUGUAA
Molecule: messenger RNA, 1125 nt
Organism: Aplysia californica (California sea hare)
Lineage: Eukaryota; Metazoa; Mollusca; Gastropoda; Aplysiida; Aplysiidae
Exons: 1
Coding region: 1-1125 (374 amino acids)
Biological process (GO): neuropeptide signaling pathway
Cellular component (GO): membrane
Molecular function (GO): G protein-coupled peptide receptor activity
Source: RefSeq, a predicted model, not a curated record